AUGGAUGAAGUUGGAGCCCGUCAUCCUAAGGCAUGCAUAACCUGUGCCAAGGCCAAAGUACGAUGUUUCCCGGAAACCGAAGGUCCUUGUAAACGUUGUCGUCGCUUGAGAAAAGAAUGCCAAAAGCAAGCACCCGGCGCCCAUCGUCGUGAGAAGAAAUCCGUCGCAAGUGGCUCAGAUGUUGCCGCACUUGAGGCUAAAUUAGACCGUAUGGUCGCCAUGCUGGCCGCCUCGGAACGAAAUACCAGAGAACGGGUAGAAAGCGGCCCAGAAACGAGAUCAUCAUCUACGGUUGAAGAGAACCCUGCUGCUCCCGAUGAAAUUGAAGGCCAGCUGUUGAUAGAAGUAUUCUCCAAGAGAAUGUUCCCUCUCUUUCCAUUCCUUAUGAUGCCCCCGGAUAUCACAGCAGAGGAACUGCGUCGAGAGAAACCAUUCCUCUAUCUGAAUAUCUCAAUGGUCGCGUGCCAAAACGCGCCACGUCAGCGAGAAAUUGUGCAUGCAGUCAAAGAAUAUGUGGCCGAGCACAUCGUCAUGAGAGGAGAACAUAGCCUGGAUCUUCUUCAGGGGCUUCUCAUCAAUGUGGCUUGGUUCGUUUCAGUCAGUCGUUUCCCGCGACCUAGGAACCAACCCCCCGAUGUGCUCAAAUCGGAAGAGGAGAUUCGCCAAGCUAUCCGAAGCACUGCCCAGCUUGAUACAUUCGUGCACUUACUCGUGGCGCAAUCCUUCAGUUUGGGCCUAAAUCAAGAACUGAAUUACCAGAAGAACUUGAACUAUGCUCUGAGUUAUUUGAAGGAAUCUAUAAAUGAUGACUCUCAUACUCCGGUUCGGACGUUGGAAGAGCGACGAACCUAUCUUGGGUGUUAUUAUCUGACUACCAUGCUCUCAACAUGUGUAAAAGACCUGGGGCCGAUUAUUCGCUUUACAAGAUACACCGACGAAUGCUGCAAUGUCCUAGACCAGGUCGCAGAGUAUCCCACCGAUGCUUCUCUCGUACAGCUAGUCCGAGCGAUGAAACUGGCAGACAAGAUCCAUCACACACUAUAUUACACCGACCUCCAUUCUUCAUCGGGUUCAUCAGCGCCCCCGCCACUUGGUCUAAGCAUACGAUGGCUUGAAGCCGAACUUAAGCAACUCAAAGCUCGCAUGCCGAGUCAGGCACCACACAAUGCCAUUCUACAGCUUCAUUACAACACGCUCGAGCUACAUCUUUACCGGGUUGCGCUUAUUAACGAACCCAAACCUAACUACGGUGAUCAUCCUCUCAUACAACUGGAUCUUCUUUUCCGCUGCGUGGAAGCGACAACCUCCUUUUUGCAAAACAUCCUCUCUCUCCCCUCUGCUCUUUUCCCUUUCUUCCCCUUCACCAUAAUGUGUCAAUUUGGCAAGGCAAUCGUCACUCUUUCCCAGCUAUCUCUAUAUGACCAUCCCGGAUGGGACCGCGCAUACGUGGAAAGCAUAAUGGACUUCGACCAGACCGUUGAUCGUAUAACUGGCAAGCUCGAAGAAGAACUUCCAUUCUUCGAACAGGCUCUUGCGCAAGACCCCAAGUCUGCUGAACUGCCGGAGAUAUUUGGAAGGAUGACCAAUCGCGCGGUAACGAUUAAAAGGAUGCAUCGGCGGAGAAAAGAAGCCCUGGAACAAACCUCCCUGCCAACAAAUGCCGCCCCGAUGGACUACAACUUCAUGAUAGAUUGUCCCCUCGAUAUGCUGUUUCCUUUCGGUGAGAUGCCACCGAUUUAUGGGCAAUAUAGUUGA
Penicillium roqueforti is the source of this 1755-nucleotide messenger RNA. Its product is annotated as Zn(II)2Cys6 transcription factor. NCBI's taxonomy places the organism in Eukaryota, Fungi, Ascomycota, Eurotiomycetes, Eurotiales, Aspergillaceae. Gene Ontology annotation, molecular function: zinc ion binding; transcription cis-regulatory region binding; DNA-binding transcription factor activity, RNA polymerase II-specific. The transcript has 5 exons. Gene Ontology annotation, cellular component: nucleus. Bases 1 to 1755 code for a protein of 584 amino acids. The record is from RefSeq and is a predicted model, not a curated record. Gene Ontology annotation, biological process: regulation of DNA-templated transcription.